UCACAUGUGACAGCUAUUGUUAAAUGCCAAAAUACAUGCUCAUUGAAGGCCACUGUCAUUACGUUAUAUUCGACGGCGAUUAAAAUAUCAGAAAUAAUGCGCCGCCUCGGUGCAGUGCAGCAGAAGAUGCCGUGUGUGUUUCUGACGGAGGUGAGAGAGGAACCAUCGAGGAAACGCGAAAGUCAGCAGUUCCAGGUUGUCGCGACAGAGCGCGUGAACCCGCGGGCGCUGCAAUCAAACAUCCCCUGCGCCCUCGCGACAGAAAAGCUGGACGGCACGUGCUGCUACGUGUCCCUGUACAAAGGGGAGCCAUACCUCUGGGCCCGGUUAGACAGGAAGCCUAGCAAGCAGGCUGACAGGAGAUUUAAGCAGUCGCGGAAGAACCGUGAAGAAUUCACUUGGAAUGUGGAGGAGGACUUCAGGAAUGUCCCAGAAUCCUGGAUUCCAGCACACGGGGUCCAGCACUGUAAUGGACGGCCCGUUCCUGAUGAAAACGGACACAUUCCAGGCUGGGUCCCGGUGGAGAGAAACAGUAAGCAGUACUGCUGGCACGCCUCGGUGGUGAGUUACGACACCGGGACAGCGCUGGUGCUGAGGCCCGGCUCAGAGGACGGCGAGCUGCUGGAGGUCGCCGCCGUUCCCCUCUCAGAACUGCUGGAGCAAACGCUGGAGCUGAUCGGCACCAACGUCAACGCAAACCCGUACGGAAUGGGCAGCAAAAAGCAGCCCAUCCACCUGCUGGUGUCGCACGGAACCCUCCGCAUCAGGAACGCGCCCGCGGUCAACUACCAGCAGCUGCUAGCCUGGUUCCAGGAGUGCGAGGAGGGCAGAGUGGAGGGCAUCGUCUGGCACUGCAACGACGGCACACUGGUGAAGCUCCAUCGUCACCACCUGGGCUUGAAGUGGCCGGAUGGAGACACGUUCCUGAACAGGAGGCCUGUGGUCAUCCGCGUUCCCUGGGAGAGUUACGCGCUGGACAGGGGGGCACAGGACUUGUUUGCUGCUUUCUCAAGCUUAAAUGGGCGGCGUUUCGACAGUGUUCAGGAUAUUCGCUUUUAGGCAUGAGCAGAAACACUAAGGACUGGAAACUGAAGGCAUUCCUGCACACCCAGCACCCAUAACCCUGUUUACAUGGACUUUAGUUAGAUUCCCAACACUAGCAUGAAAUGGCGCACUUCAUUGGUGGUUGCUGAAUAAUGGAGUUCGCCGGUUUUAUGUACAUAUAUGAGGGCUUUGGAAUCAACCCCCAAGCGCUUCAUUUUGAUUUGCACAACUUGCAUAAUUUAAAAAAAACAAAUAUUUCUCAAUUUGUAUGUGAUUUUCCUCUGCACUUAACGGUUGCAUUCCUCUGAGCCAAAUAACCAUAAAGAUGAUUUA
This is a messenger RNA of Megalops cyprinoides (Indo-Pacific tarpon), 1377 nucleotides long. It is a transcript of the gene rlig1, whose product is annotated as chromosome 23 C12orf29 homolog. The transcript is spliced from 7 exons. Gene Ontology annotation, biological process: response to reactive oxygen species. Lineage: Eukaryota; Metazoa; Chordata; Actinopteri; Elopiformes; Megalopidae. Gene Ontology annotation, molecular function: RNA ligase (ATP) activity. Bases 97 to 1059 code for a protein of 320 amino acids. The record is from RefSeq and is a predicted model, not a curated record.